CUGCAUGAAGGAGAUGAAUAUAGUGCCAGUCUAGCCUUAACCAGACAAAAUGAUAGAUAUAUUUUUAUGAUUAAUAGACUGGAGCCAGAAGCUGAUACUUUAUCUCUUAGCUAAAUUCAAGAAUUUGAUUGAACAGUGACACAUAUUGAAUUGGGAACUCAUGAGAAUUCUCCAUUGGAGAGUCCCAGGAAAGUGAGAUAGAUGUAGCUUGGAAAGAGGUAAAGAUAAACUGCAUUCCCUUACUAGCAAACCUUGUAUAUGGUAUAUACUUGUUGUGAGGUUGAGCCUUUUGCAACUACUGACCCUUAACUCAAUGACUAUUGUUGCAGCUCUUCUGUUCUGCAUGUGCUUUUUCCUUGUGGCUUCUUGUGAAGGCUGUAGUCUGGAUGAAGGAGAAGCACUUUUGAAGUUCAGGGCUGAUCUUGAAGACCCUUCGAGCUUUCUAUCAUCUUGGGUUGGACAAAAGGAUUGUUGUACAUGGUUCGGAGUCGUCUGUGAUAAAUUUACUAACCAUGUCACUGAGCUUCAUCUCGGAUGGCCUUCUUCUUGGCACGAUUCUAUGUUUAGUGGUAAGCUAAAUCCUUCAUUGCUUCAAUUGAAGUAUCUUAGCUAUUUAGACCUGUCAACAAUAAUUUUCAAGGGAUUCCUGUUCCAAGUUUUUGUGGCUCUAUGAGUAGUUUAAAGCACCAUUACCUAGAUGGAGCUAGAUUUGGAGGAGUAAUCCCUCAUCAACUAGGAAGCCUCUCAAAUCUGCAGCGACUAGCCUGCGGGUUGCUGGAGAUUAUGAGUUAUAUGCUGAUAGUUUGAAGUGGCUUUCUGGGUUUUCACUAAGAUACUUUGAUUUGAGUGAAGUCGAUCUUAGCAAUGCUUCUGACCGGUUGAACAUGAUCAACACACUCCAAUAUCUUUCAGUACUAUACCUUCAAAUUGUCCAAUCCGUCAUAGCCCUCCCCUUAAAAAUUUUACCUUUCUUCUUUGUCUGCUCUUAAUUUGUAUCACAAUCAAUUUGGUCAAACUUCAGUUCCUAGUUGGAAUUUACAUCUUCAGAGCCUUACUUACUUGAAUCUAGGAUUCAACUCUUUUGGUGGACUAAUUCCUGACCGACUUCAAAACCUUACUUCUCUGAGGAUAAUUCUCUUGCAUUUCAAUCGAUUCAAUCAUUCAGUAUCAAACUACUUCUAUAGGUUAAGUCAUCUUGAGAAACUCCAUCUAUACCGCAAUGAGUUGGAUGGUAAAAUCUUAAAUGAUGGCAUUGGAAACUUGUCUUCGCUUGUUCGCCUUGACAUGUCAUUCAAUCGUGGCCUUGAAUUUGGGAGCGGGGUCUCCAGAGUCGUUCAAAAGCUACUACCAUUUGAGGUCACUUGCUCUGGAACAUGUAAAACUGCAUCAAACUAUAUCAGAGUUGCUUGAAAUCUUUGGAGAUUGUGCUAAUUCCUUACAGGAAUUGUUGCAUAGUUGCCAGCUGUUAGGUCAGUUGACCGAUCAGAUUUGAAAUUUCAGGAGACUUUACCGUCUCAUCCUUGCAAACAAUUUCAGUUCUGGUUCACUUCCAAUGGCAUUCGAGAAAUGAAAUCUUUGAAUUAUGUAGACCUUGCAAGAAACAGUAUCAACAGGGCUAUUCCAACAAAUUUUGGGGCUCUUGCACAACUGCAUAAUGUGGAUAUCUCUGAGAACUCAUUGCAUGGUGUUGUUUACCCUGAAAUUCAUUUUGCCAACCUCGGAAAGUUGGCUUGCUUUUAUGCAUCUGGAAACCAUAUGGUGUUGAAAGCUAAACCAGAUUGGGUUCCUUCCAAACUACUUCAAGUAUUAGACGUAGAAUCCUGGUAUGUUGGACCCGAGUUCCCCAAUUGGUUCCGAAGUUUGUAGCAACUUAAGUAUCUUGAUCUAUCUAAUUCUGGAAUUUCGGAACCCAUUCCUGGUUGGUUCUGGAGCACAUUGUCUCAGUUAUACUAUUUGAAUUUCUCUCGCAACCAAAUCUCUUGAAGACUUCCAUGUCAUUCAUGUUGUUUGUCUGACAUCAUUGUUUGAUUUCAGCUUCGAUUGCCUGGAAGGUCCGUUGCCUACUAUCUCAACCAACUUAUCAUAUCUGGACCUUGCCAACAAUUUGUUUUCUGGGAACUUGUUCAAGUUUUUGUGUUUCAACACCCAUUAAAUGAGGUCUACAUAAUUUCUGAGCCUGUAUGGUAAUAGUUUGACUGGCGAGAUCCCAGAUUGUUGGAAGACUUGGAAGAAGUUGUCGAGUAUAAGGCUUGGUGGAAAUAAGUUCCACUACAAGAUUCCAAAGUCCCUUGCAUAUGUAAGUUCUCUCAAGUCUUUGCACCUUUAGAACAAUAGGUUGUCUGGUGCAAUUCCUCCAUCCCUCCAAAAAUGUUCCAGGUUAAAUGCAGUUGACUUGGGUGAUAAUGAAUUGGAAGCUAAGAUAGAAUGGAUGGGACAAAGCCUUUCAAGUUUGUCCAUUCUUAGUUUGCGUGGGAAUAAGCUUCAUGGCAGUGUACCUAAGUAGAUCUGCAACCUGCAACCUUUACGGAUCUUGGAUCUUUCUCACAACUCGCUCUGGUACGUAGCCAGAACAAUGAUACUUCAGACAUCAGUUGGCCCUUUGGUGGUCUGGGGAAAUCAUAUUUGGAUACUCAGAUUCUAGUGAGGAAAGUGCAGCUGUUGGAUUGCAGCACCAUACUGAACAAUGUCGUAAGUCUGGACAUCUCCUGGAUUAACUUGUCAGGAGAGCUUCCAAAACAGAUCAUAAACCAGGCAGCCCUUA
Molecule: messenger RNA, 2761 nt
Organism: Linum trigynum
Lineage: Eukaryota; Viridiplantae; Streptophyta; Magnoliopsida; Malpighiales; Linaceae
Source: the annotation of a GenBank genome assembly